Messenger RNA from Fusarium sp. VM40, 1569 nucleotides. The record is from the annotation of a GenBank genome assembly. NCBI's taxonomy places the organism in Eukaryota, Fungi, Ascomycota, Sordariomycetes, Hypocreales, Nectriaceae.
AUGGGUAACGGCCAAGGAAAGCCCGUCGACCUCAACGGUGAAGUAAACCUAAAUCACUUCCGUUUGUUGCGAGUCGUCGGCCGAGGUGCCUUUGGAAAAGUGCGAAUUGUCGAGCGAAAGGACACGAACUUGUCUUUUGCUUUGAAAUAUAUCCGGAAAGAUGAAGUUGUACGAUCUGAGAGCGUGCGUAACAUCAUCCGCGAACGUCGAAUGCUGGAAUAUGUCAACCAUCCAUUCAUCUGUAACUUGAGAUACAGUUUCCAGGACAUCGAAUACAUGUAUUUGGUGGUCGACCUAAUGACUGGUGGAGAUUUGAGGUUCCAUAUUUCGAGAAAGACGUUUACCGAAGAGGCUGUUAGAUUUUGGAUCGCCGAGCUCGGAUGUGCUCUUCGAUACGUGCACGCUCAGAACAUCAUCCACCGCGAUAUCAAGCCCGACAACGUUCUGCUUGAUGCUGAUGGCCACGUUCAUUUAACUGACUUUAAUGUCGCAUCCGAUGUCGUUCCAGGCAGAACACUCACAAGCAAGUCUGGCACAUUAGCCUAUCUCGCCCCCGAAGUGUACGCUGGUAAGGGAUACGACGUGCGAGCAGAUUGGUGGUCUUUGGGUGUCUUGUUCUACGAAUGUAUCUACAACAAGCGACCUUUCGAAGGUGGUUCUGAAGGAUCUCUUAGCCAACAGAUUCAGGCCGCUUCUCCCAAGUACCCUGUGACGCAACCGCCUGUUUCCCUCUCUUGCCUAUACUCGAUCGGCUCCGCUCUCGACCCAAACCGCGAAACUCGAAUGGGAUCAACAUGGGAGAGUUUUAUCUAUAAUGAAUUCUUCAAGUGUUACGACUUUGAGCUUCUCGAAGCGAAACGAAUCGAGCCUGUUUUUGUCCCAUCCUCCGAGAAGACGAAUUUCGAUGCCACAUACGAUCUCGAAGAGUUGUUGUUAGAAGAGGCUCCCCUCGAAGCCCGCGCAAGACGCCAGAAGCCACGAGAACGCCUAAAAGAUGACGCAACCGAGAAGGAGAUUCGAGAAGAUGAGCUAUACCGUAUGAUCGAGACAGAUUUCAGACCGUUCGACUAUACAGUUGCGGCCUAUAAACGAAUUACCGAGAGCGCUGGUGCCGGAGAAGGUGCCCCCGAUUCGGAGAACGCUCCCCAGGCCAUCACAACCGAUGAAGCGACACCUGUGCCUGCAGCCAAUGGCGGCUAUCAGUCAUCGCCUCUUAACCCCAGUACCAGCAACGAAAGCCGAACAGGCCGCCCUGUACGUCCCGCUCCGCCAGUACCGCCGCUACAGAACGAUUUCCGAGCUCGCCAUGUCCCGAUUGUCGCCGGUCAGCGGAUGACAAGUCCAACAGGAGGAGUACAGGUAACUCUGGACGGUGGUGGUAGCUGGUCCGAAUUGGCUCGACAGGACGCUACUCUGCCCACAGACGCCAACAAUAUUGGUGAUGGCAAGGGCGAAGGCUCAGGUGGCAUGUUUGGAUUCCUCAAGAGCAAGAAGGGUCGAACAAACAGCCCCAAGCCAAAGGAAAGAGGUGUACUGGGCAAAGAAGGCGCAAGAGUUGUCAUCGGCUAG